Molecule: messenger RNA, 970 nt
Organism: Pseudogymnoascus destructans
Lineage: Eukaryota; Fungi; Ascomycota; Leotiomycetes; Thelebolales; Thelebolaceae
Gene: SEC11
Product: Signal peptidase complex catalytic subunit
Exons: 2
Coding region: 214-732 (172 amino acids)
Cellular component (GO): membrane; signal peptidase complex
Molecular function (GO): serine-type endopeptidase activity
Source: RefSeq, a predicted model, not a curated record
ACACAGUGUCAGCCUUGCGAUGCCCAGACCAGCAAAGCGACAGCCAGAAGACGAACAAGUCACUCAAUUCUGACGGUAGCCUCUUGAGAGGCUAUACUCGAUUCAGGGGAUUACUUUAACAGUCAUAUACGUCCAAAUCAACGCGUCUUGAGCCACGCGACUUUUCCAUAGCCGUCCGCGCCAAUACCGAAACAUCAUACCCAACGCGCCAACAUGUUUUCCGCGCUACAAAACCCGCGGCAGGCCAUGUCGCAGGUUCUAAACUUUGGCCUCAUCCUCUCAACCGCCUUCAUGAUGUGGAAGGGACUCUCUGUGAUUGCCGACUCGCCGUCGCCGAUCGUUGUUGUACUCUCUGGGUCGAUGGAGCCGGCAUUCCAACGUGGGGACUUGCUCUUUCUCUGGAACAGGAACUUCUUUCAGGAGACGAAGGUUGGCGAGAUCGUGGUUUAUAAUGUCAGGGGAAAGGAUAUCCCGAUCGUGCAUCGUGUUGUGAGGAAGUUUGGGGAGGGGGAGGGCGCAAAGCUGUUAACGAAGGGCGACAACAACAUUGCCGAUGACACGGAGCUAUAUGCGCGGGAUCAGGACUUCUUGGAAAGGAAAGACAUUAUUGGGAGCGUCGUGGGCUAUAUUCCGUUUGUUGGAUACGUGACGAUCAUGCUGAGCGAGCAUCCGUGGCUGAAGACGGCGAUGCUGGGGAUCAUGGGGCUGGUGGUCGUAUUACAACGAGAAUAGAUGGGCGUCUUAAUUUGGUGAUUUGGUGAUUUGCUGCAGGGAGGUGUCACGUAGGCCCAGAGAGUGUCAGGUCAUAUUGUGAACAGUUUCAAAAUGGGUAUUCCAGUGGGUUUUCAUGGAUAAUGGAGCGCGUAAUAGGUGUGUACAAUCAAUUAAUAGCGACUUUUAUGAAGACCUAAAUCCAUCUUGCUGCGCGACAUACACCAGGCUCACUUGGUUCUGGCAGCCAUCAACACGA